UUGAAAUACAAUAAAAUAUGAAAAAGUCCAAGGGAGGUGAAUACUUAUAGCCACUGUACACAUUCUGUACAUCCUGAACCUGAAACAGGUGUACCACUUUUGUCCAUUCAAUCAGAAUUGUUUCCAACCUUCUCUUUUUCUUUAUUUUCAAGGUCAUUACACACAUGGGUUAUGAUGUGUGGAAUGUCAUUGACAACAGAAAGAAAACACAUACAUACUUAGCAUUUCAAAGGGUUUUGUAUUUAUGACUGGGUGUGAAAAACAGUUUUAAUGUUACACAAAGCUCAUGAACAUUUUUUAUUACUAUAAGGAUAUCUUAGGUAAAACUGAGUUGAUGAUCUCAGCUUUUUACUGAAAAAGAACUGAUAAGUUUACUCCCUUCAGCUGUUAGAUAACAGCAACAUGACCCUACACUCGGCCCUCCCCCUCCUUUUUGGUAUGUUAAGAGACAAAGUGGAGUCAGAACCUUUUAAUAUUACAAGUAAGAGCAUACCAGUUGCUUCAAAGGAAAAACACCUACCGAUUUCAUUUGGAUUCUGGACGCAUAAAGAACAAAUAAAAUGCUUCUGAUACUAGGAUGUGUUUUGACCACCUGUAUAGUUUGGAAAACUGAAAGCAAAAUAACAAAUAAUCAGAUUUCUAAUUUCAUGAACACAGAAAACAACAACCUGAUAAUAGAUCUCUCUCAUAAAAACUUAUACAACCUUUCCUGUGGGAUAUUAAGCGAUCUUAAAAUUGAAAUUCUAAACAUAUCAAAUAACAACAUAAUAGAGAUUCCACCCUGUUUACCACCCACUUUAAAAACACUGGACUUGAGCAGAAAUAAUAUUUUGUACUUAACAGACCACAGUUUGCAAAACCUCACACACUUGCACAACCUGAUACUCCAUGGUAAUGAUAUAAAAGAAGUUUUUCUGAAACAAGUGGUGAACCUGGAAUUGUUAGAUCUUAGCUACAACAGACUACAGGCAUUUCCACAUGCACCACAAUGGCCCAAGCUGCAAUAUUUAUCUGUUGCACGAAAUGCAAUUGGCACCGUGAAUCUCCGAGACUUGGAGGCUAUGCCAAUUCUGAAGCACCUUGACCUGUCACAAAAUGAUUUUAAUUUGAACUUCUCUGGAGGAUCCAAUAUCUCUACAGGAAUCAUCAGGGAGCUUGUCAUGAGUGAUACCAAUAUUACUAUUGUAAAAGAUGAUCCGUGGUGCACAUUUUUCAAGAAUGUAGAACAACUCUAUUUAAGAAAUAAAAAUAUUUCAGAUUUUCCUAAAGACUGUAUGCCCAAAUUAAAGAUGAUACAUUCUGAGGAGUCACCCUUAGCAAUGAAAAUAGAUUAUUCCCAAAACGACAAAGCAAUAGAAUUAUCCCUCAGUUGUGAUCAAUCAAUACUGAACACAUCCGUUACAAAUAAUAUUAUUGAGCCUACAAGUGGCAAUGACAGUAUAGCUCUAAGAAAACUCUGCCUUCUGAAUCCUACAUUGAAAAGGUACAGCGCAUCAACAAAUGUCUCAAUUCCAAGUGUGCAUCAAACAACUGUAGUUACAUCUCCCACCACAGCUCACUAUACUACAGAACAUAAAUCCUGGACUACGCAUCAAUCCCCCAUUUUAAUGAAUAUACCUGCAUCAACAGUCCACACAGAAAGGACAAUCACCUCAUCGGCCUCAGAUUUAAAAAGAACCACCAUCAAAAGCCCACCGCAAAUAAAGCCGACUCAGAAAAUGGCAACUAUACCAAUUUUUAAACAAGAUUUUCUGGAUUAUAAUGACUACUCACAUGAAGCUGAGCCCGAGACCUACUUAGGCAGGAAAGAAUGUAAUUAUGAUCGAUGUAGGCACCUCCAACGGCCUUGCUCAGAACUUGCCCGAAUUCACAAUUGUUUAUGCCCAGGUUUAUCACAAGAAACAGUCCGUCCCGAUCCUCCGACAAUGGCAGAGGUAUCCAGGAUUACACACAAGUCUGCAGAAAUUCAGUGGUGUGCACCUUACUCUGUUGUAGAUGAGUACCAGCUGAAGAUCAAGCAGGAAGGAAAAGUUAAUACAAUUAAAAGCAUCAGCCCCAUGUUUAGAAAGUUGACCGUUUAUGAGCUGUUGGCAGGCAAGGCAUACAACAUUUGCGUUUUAGCAAAGAACAAAGCAGGUGUUUCAAAUGAGCACUGUACGACAUUCACAACUGACAUGGACAAUAUUGCUUUUGUUUAUGCCUUAGCCAGUGUGGCUGGACUUCUACUGGUUGUUGUGAUUGUACAAGCUAUCUGCAUAUGUAAACUUUGCAAAAAGCUACCUCCGCCUGCUGAAACAGCAUUUCUUGCCAGUUUAGUCUCCAUCUCCAAUCCAGCAUUCUGUGACUUUGAAGAGAAACAGGCUACAUCAGCACCCAUUUUCAAGACAUAGAAAACAUUGCCUCAAGGGUAGAAAG
Lepisosteus oculatus (spotted gar) is the source of this 2415-nucleotide messenger RNA. RefSeq names its product leucine-rich repeat neuronal protein 4. The record is from RefSeq and is a predicted model, not a curated record. Lineage: Eukaryota; Metazoa; Chordata; Actinopteri; Semionotiformes; Lepisosteidae. Gene Ontology annotation, molecular function: protein binding.